UAUCCCUGUACUCCUCUCCUAAUGGAAAAGGUUAAACAGCAGCUUUUGAUGUGAUGCUCUCGAACAGACUGGCACAUCUGGACGCGCCCAUUUCCUCCGAGCGGGAGGGGGGGAGGUGCCAUCUCCCUGCCCUCCCCGCCCCCUCCACAAGCCCAGCAGUGGUACGCUCCGACUUGGAUGCGUUCAGCUCAUUGACCGGCAGACAAUCCUCAUCAGUACCACCAGAGCCCCGGAGCUUCCAACAGACCGGCCCCUUCCUUCAGCCCCCCCUCACAAAGCGAGCAGCAGCCUGCAGCCUCUCCGUCCCCGACAUGAAACAGACUCUGAGCGAACUGAUGAGGAUGAGCAGGAUAUGCCGGAUGGUAUUUGCCACCUGUUUGGGAUCCUUUAUUCUGGUCAUCUUUUAUUUCCAAAGUAUGUUCCAACCAGUCAUGCGGAGGAACCCCUUCGUGGUGGACGGCUGGAGUAGGAAAGGGUCCCGCAACGCCCUGCAGGAGCUCUACAACCCCACACAGCCCGAGUUGUCCGGAGCAGCCGUCCUCCACCAGGCCAGGAGGGAUCAGGUAGUGGAUGCCUGUCGAGUCUACAGUGCAUCCAGCCGUAAGCGCAGAGUCCUGACACCCGGAGACCUCAAACACCUUGUGGUGGACGAGGACCAUGAGCUCAUCUACUGCUAUGUUCCCAAGGUGGCCUGUACCAACUGGAAACGCGUCAUGAUGGUGCUCACAGGCCGGGGCAAAUACAGUGACCCAAUGGAAAUCCCUUCCAAUGAAGCCCACAUUCCUUCCAACCUGAAGACCUUGAACCAGUACAGUAUUGCUGAGAUCAACCACCGCCUCAAGAACUACCUCAAGUUUCUCUUUGUUCGCGAGCCCUUUGAGAGGCUGGUCUCCGCAUACCGCAACAAGUUCACCCUCAAGUACAACUCGUCCUUCCAUAAGCGCUUUGGCACCCGAAUCAUCCGGCGUUACCGCAAGAACGCCACGCAGGACGCCCUGCUCAACGGUGCUGACGUCAAAUUCAAAGAAUUCGCAGAGUACCUGGUGGACCCGGCCACGCAGCGUGAUGGCCCACUCAACGAGCACUGGCAGACUGUCUACCAGCUUUGUCACCCAUGUCACAUCCACUAUGACCUGGUUGGCAAGUACGAGACGCUGGAAGACGACGCAAACUACGUGUUGCGGCUGGUGGGUGUUGGCGAUUCCUUGCGCUUCCCGAGCUAUGCCAAGUCCACCCGUACCACAGACGCCAUGACAGCCCAGUUCUUCAGCAAUAUCAGCACUCAGCAGCAGUUCCAACUCUACCAGCUUUACAAGUUGGACUUCCUCAUGUUCAACUACUCCACACCCAGCUACCUCCGGCUGGACUAAUGGAGGACAGAGCUGUGACUCUGAGAACGGCUGCCUUGUUCAAGGAGAGGCAAAUUGAGUGAAAGGCGGAAUUCUUUGGAAGCAAACUUGAUUUAAAAAACUGUCAUCGUACGCAGGCGUGGGGUCUGAAAUAGACAUAUAAACAGGUGCUGAAAGAGAGAAAGGUGUGUGGAUGUCCAGUCAACUCUGGGUGAUACAGAGAGCGCUGAUUGGAUGAGAAUGUGGGCUAAAUGAACCAAACGCAUGCAAAGACUAAAAUGUGUAGGUGAAGCAGGUCUUCAAGGUGUUUUAAAAGGGGAACUUAUCCUCAGAGGACAGACUUGAAGAGGGGAUUCUCCUGAUGAUGUUCCCUACAUACACAAACAAACUGCUGACGAAUUAGGCUGCUUCAGAUUCUACAAAGCAAACAGCGGCCUCGCACGUGCCCUGACCCCAAUGCAUCGUGGGAGCUAAGCUUAUCUCCCCUACCCCUGAUCAAUAGAGAAACUCCGUCAAAUUGUAAAACACAAUUCAUGUCCUUCGCUGCGCUGUCAGCACGGUGUGCCAGCACCCAUCACCCUUGCCCUCAUUAGAUUUAUACAUUUCAGAGGGAAACUGGCUCAUCACCGCCUCAAGGACGCCCUGUAAUAGAUGAAUACUGACUUCACUCUCAAGACCUCUACAACUGUAACUGUGGUGACAUGGCCUUCAGCGACAGGUUGUAAUGAAACAAGUUUUCACUGGUCUCUACCAUUAUGAUGUUAGCAGAUGGGACCUCUUGUGUUACAACCUGCGGACCCCAUGAAAACAGAGACUCCUGUUGCAGCAGUAAAGUGUGGAAGUGCUUAAUAAAUCAUUGCCUGUAACACCAAGCAUCCUUAACACUUUGAGCUACAGGACAUGGUUAGAAAGGUACAGGAUGCUCCCACGUGUGUGGGUGCACCAGAAGUCUGCACAGAAAGUCUGAGCGAGAAAGAAAAGAGACAGCCUUUGUGGUUGUGAAAGGGUUAAAGGCACUGGAUCUCAUAACCCCGCCCUGCUGUGCCCCACCGUGCCCAACCUAGGGGCUCAGUGGACACACCCAGGGCCACACCCACAAAGCUCCUACUCUGACGACCAAACGUGUUUCAGUAAAUUAAGAUUAUCCUUUUUUUCUUCUUGCUUAUUUUUGUUUUUAAUGUCUCAUGAAGCAUUGCUGCGAGCAGCAAUAGAAAAGGUUUAUUUAAUUUGUUUUGUUGAUUAAAGAGAGAAAGAUUUAAUUUCUUUCCUGGGCUGCGGAACAUUUUAGGAAGUUUUUCUUAAAGUUAAAAUGUUGUUAAGAGUUUCUUUUUGUCAUGUUGAUUUCUUCUUGCCUCCAAUACAUUAUUAGUGCAUCACAGCAUUUUCAUUUUUAAAGGGUGUACGGUACAUUUCAGCCCAUGGCUUUGUCCUUCUGUGUCUGAGAUCAUCAGAGAUUUAUGGCUUAGUUUACAUUUCCUGUUGUCAAACAUUUGGUGCCAAAAUGGCUGUGAGCGCCUCAGAGAUCCACACUCUGUGUUCGGUGUAAAUCUUUGCCCCCAUACCCAACACUUCCCAAGCAGAACAUAAGAACUAGCUGCUACUCUCAGUGUACAUAUCAACAAUCUACUGCCCACGUCACAGCAUCAGAGACUAUAUCUCAUACUGUAAUGUGAUUAAUGUUAGCCACGUUAAGCAAUGUCAAGGUUAAUAACUGCACUCUCCAUCACGCUGUGAAUUGGAUUACAGUCUGUUGUGUUAGCAUUAUACCGAAGGGAGAGAGGGAGACAGAGAGUCAUUUUGUCUUUUACACCCCUUUGUAAAUUCAAAACCACUCCGGCUUCAAAGUGAAGGAGACAUUUUUCUGAAAGGCAGCAUCUCUUUGUUGCACUUGGCAGAAACCUGAAAUCAGAUUUUUGGUAUGCAUUUGUUCAUGCUGUUCAGUACGUCUGUUAGAUUGAGUCCCUAGUUUUAAAGGAAAAUUCAGGUUUUAUUCAUGUAGUUUUGUCCAUCAUUCCUGCUGAUAAUGAUAACAUUUGACUCACCAGAUUCAAUGUAGAGAAAUUGCUGAUGCUGCAAUACUGCAAGACAAGGCAGUAGGUUUGUGCUAAUUUGAUUAAUUGUACCAACUAAAGUGCAGGAUCAACUGACAUGAUGAGGGCCUUAAAGUGGGUCCUUAAUCUUGAGGCCCUGACUUGGCCCUGUUAUCUAGUGUUAAGUCCUAUUGGCACAGACGCCAGCAAUUGCCAUGGGGCCCCAGAAACUUAGUGGUCCCUGAAAGCCCAAGGGUCACUGCUCACUGGGAAUUGAUUUAUGGUGAUGUACCACAAAUCAGUUUAACUUUGUUUGGGGAAUGUGGAAAUAUGCAUUACUAAAGCACAAUAUAAACUGUACCCUGCCUCUCGCCCAGUGUCAGCUAGGACUGCAGCCCUGGCAAACCUCUAAAAAGAAUAAACAGGUAUAGCUAAUGGGUGGAUGAUUGGAUGAUAAGGGCCUUAAAGUGGGUCUUGGUUUAUUACCUUGAGACCCUGUCAAGUCAGGUUUAUUUAUAUGGCCCAAUAUCACAAAUAUAUCUCAAGGGGUUUUACAAUCUGUAUAACACACAGUAUGAAACUAUGUAUCUGUAGACCCUUAGUUUGGAGAAGGAACAACUCCAUAAAAAAGUAACAAAAACAAAACGAGGGAAAAACAGGACAGAUAUAUACACAUGUAGUAUUGUGUAAAUGUAAUAAGUAAAAGAGGGGGCAGAAUCUAGUUUUAAGAUCUUCAUUUUGUCAGCUGAUGCUGACUUGGUGCAUAUCAACUACCUAAAGACACUUUUGGGUUACACUAUGGGACAUGCUGGAUUCAGUGUUUAAGUAACUUGAGUUAUACUAAAGACUAAAAGCCUCAAGUCUAAGUCUCAGGACUAUUCCUUUCCUUUUAAAUCUAUUUACACAACAGUUUUUGGAAGUGCAAUAAUUAAUAACUUGGGUGUCACAUUUAAAGUCAUUUUGUAAACAUACAGUUUUGCAAUGCAUGUUUUUAAUGGAUCAGAUCCAGGUCCACUUCACUAUAACGUUGUGUCUAGUGGUGACCCCAUGUCUUUAGAAUGAAGCUGGUGAGUGAAAUGUCAGCAUAACAAAGGUGUGAUGACCAAAUCUUACAUUAUAAAUAGACAGAUAUUUCAUUUUUAGCUGCAAACCUCUUCCUGGAGCUUUUGAAGUAUUAUUACUGUACACAUGUGGACAUGUGCCUGUGUGUGUGGGUUAUAAUGAGAGAACAACCUUGUUUUUUUUUACCCGCACUCACACAUCUGGCUCUAAUAAAGGAGGAAAGCUACUGGCCUGGCCUGUAGCCCUGACCGUCGUCCUCCUAAAGAAACAAUGGCUGUAUUCUCAGCACGGCCUCCUCCUGGGACAAGGCAUACAAAAAUACACACACACUCAGCUUGCACAUUAGCACUCCUGCUGAUGCUGAUGCCACGCAGCAUCUUACUCAGCAGUUGUAAGCAGAGGCACAGGCGGGCAGCACCUCUCCCCUUAAACACACUGAGCCUCGGCUUAAACUGCUCAUUUAACCCCCAGAAUGGAAGACGGACGAUACACAAAGGACUUCUUAGCCUGAAAACAAGCCAUUACAGAGGCCUCUCUUUCUCCGCUCCCACCUCCAAGAGUGGCCUCCUGUAUAAAAAAAUAACAGAAGUAAGUCAGUGUCAAUGAUCCCUACCGUCCCUGCAGAAUAAGGGAAGCCUACUUAAGCAAACAGAGUCGGUAAAAAAGUUCCUACGGGGAUUUAAGCGAGCACCGAGAGGCCCUGGAAGAUUUUCUGCCUUUAGAAAAAAACAAACAACUGCAUUUGGAAUACUUUUGUCCCUAUUCUUAACUUCUCCGUCUGCAUAAAUCCAGGCCUGUUCACUGCCCAGCGUUCUCAUACUGUAGGUGUGUUCAUAUUCAAGUCAAGCCAGCAGGUAUAUAUUUAUUUUGUUUUUGAACGAUGUCUAUUAUCAGACUGAAUUACUUAUUUACUGUACUGCUGAAAGAACACAGGAAGGCUUCUAAACAUAUCUGAGGGAGGAUUUCUCUCAAAGAGGAGUGGAUUAUGUGAUUUGUGCUUACGCUUUAUUUUGUUAUUUACGCACAGAUUAGCACACACAUUUUAUAUCCAGUAAAGCAUAGAGUCAUAGCAGGUACAUAUCAUUACCAAUUAAAGGGAUAGUUUGACAAUUUAGGAAAUGCGCUUCUUUGAUACAACUGUCAUAUCUGUUACAUAUGGAGCCACAACCAGAAGAUGGUUAGCUUAGCUGAGCAUAAAGACUGGAGCAGCUAGCCUGGCUCUGACUAAGAGUCUACAGCCAUGCUAGCAGCUCGGCGAGGUUACACUUACACACAGCAGGGAUUUGGGCUAUGCUAACGUCAGCAUGCUAACAGGCUCACAGUGACCAUGCUAAAAUGCUGAUGUGUAGCAGGUAAAAUGUUUUAACAUGUUCAUGUUAGUUAAUUGUGUUAGCAUGCUUUGUUAGCAUUUGUUAAUCGGCACUAUAUAUAAAAGUACAGCUGAGACUGAUGGGAAUAUUUAGGAAGCUAAAGUAUUUUUAAAUUGAAGUUUUUAUGUGAUGAGGAUAAUGAUAAUGUUUAUCUCAUGUUUGUUAGUGGUAGUCUUUAUGCUAACCAGCUGCUAGCUGUAGCUUCAUAUUUCACAGACAGACAGGAGCAUGAGAUAAAUCUUCUAAAACAAAAAUAAACAAAAAUGGUUUCUAUAGUUUUGGGGGUUUUCUUUUUGGUUAAAAAAAAUACAAUAUUUGGAAAUAUGUCAUCAGCACAGAGGGACAAAGCCUCUCUCAUUCUCUGCCGGGUUCCUCUCUCACAUAUCUACAGUCCCAGUGCAGGAUGUUCUCAUACAGUGUAGACAUGAUGUCAUUCAUUCUGCUGUUGUUUUUGAGCUCUCAUGCUUGAUCGAUCAAUUACUCUACCUGUCUCACACACACACACACACACACACACACACACACACACACACACACACACACACACACACUACGUUUGUGCGGCAAUCUUGUUUAUCUGUGCCUUUCAUUUGCAGCAACACAGAGCCGCUAAAAAAAGAUUCAGAUCACCUUCUCUCUGUGGUCACCUAGGCCUUCCUCCAUACUGACACACACACACACACACACACACACACACACACACACACAUACACAGUGACUAUUCAUUCCUUUGGUUGAGGACUGUCUGCCUAUAGCCGCUUCUACACUGCAUUAUAUGUUUGGGUUCAGAUGUUGGAUUUGCUGGAUUACUUUACAGCACAAAAGAGGAAUUCUUUUUAUUUUUUUUACAGUGCAAACCUUUAUUCUAGCUGCACUUGAGUUUUAACAUUUCUGAUAGGAGAAGCUGUUUUUAGCUCCCUUCCCCUUGCUCUUCUAAACAACCACACAACAGCAGAGAGAGCAGACAACCAUCAGCACCCUUUGCCACAGGAAGCACCACAAUCAGUUUUAAUUUGAAGAACACCGAAUGCAACACAUUCAGUAACACCUGUAAGGGUGUGUUUUUUACUUGAAGACAACUCCAUUCACACUCCUAAAAUACACUUCUCACAUGACAAUCCCCCUCGCUGCAGUCAGCACACACACUGCUCCAUGCACACACUGCAAUAUCACACAGUGAAGCACCUGCAGAGGCCCAUGGGACUGCACCGAGACAGGCAGAGAGCAGAGGAAAGCUCCUGAGGCUCUCAGGUCAUGUUCACACCAAUGUGGAUACAUUUGAACCUCCUUUUUUUCUUGGGAAUGUUCUCUGUUUUAGUGAAAAUGGAUCUUCACAGCAAUGUUUUAGUGUAAUUGUCAUGUGAUCCAUUUUUAAAGCUCUCCUGACUUGCAGGCACCCCCUCUCUUUCUUUGCACUUGCUCUGUAAAUAACAAAGAAUGGUGUGGUAGAAAUCACCUAAAGAAGCCUUCUUAAAAUAUAUCAUAAAUACAACUUGGCUUUCAUUUGCCAAAUUUGGACAUCAAUGAAAGAUAACACUUUACCAACCGCUGAGAUAUGGAAGUGUGGCUGCAAUGUCACUAAUAAUCCCUCAUUGUACAGAAACAAUGCACAACUGUGGCAAGCACUGUAGGUCAAAGUUCAAUCUCGAAAUCCAUUGGCUAUCAUUUACCGUCAAUUUAGCCUCUGGGGGCAACGACACGUGUUUCGGCUUGAGCGUAGCCAGCAGAUAUACAGAUAACACAUAUCUGGGCCCAGACUUUCUCUUCUGUGCACCAGUCAUUGUUUACAAUCCGAUCAGAAUGUGAGAAUGAAGUUGGAGUUUUGAGAUUUCUGCAUAUGAAUGAUGACACAUUUUUAAAAAAAGCUAAUAAAUACUAAAUUGUUGUCAGACGACAGCCAGUGUGUUCUAAGAUUGCAUUUCACCCAAUGCAUUCCGCCUCUUUUGCUCUUCACACGGACUGUUUACCUGCAUACAACCAAAGGCCGCUCAAACGUGAUUGGUCAUUACUAUUCAGACUACAAACGGACUACAAAUGGAAACCAGAACAAAAUCUUUCUUUGCCUCCAGAUUCUGCAUUCAUGUGCAGAUAUAUGUUUACAGAGAUUCAUUUACAUAGUUUGGUUCCAAAACGCAGACCUUUGUUAACAGGGUUCUUUCUACAAAGCUAGCUAUCUACCUAGGUACAUUCAUGGAAAAUAAUAACAAUGCGUACAGUAUCUUUUCAUUCUUCAUGAAAAAUGUUAGUUAUUCCUAGUAGCUACCACAGCUUCCCAACAAUAACUGCCGAACAUGAACACAAUGUCCGAUUGAAAAGGCCUACCUCUGGGUUUUAAAUUCCACCUACCUGCACACCUGUUCCUUGUGAACUGAGGGUUUAGAUUAUCUAGCCUGACUGUUGGUUUGUUUUUGUUGUGUUACUCUUUUAGUUUUACCUCAGAGUGAAGUGCUUUAGAUAACAUGUCAGCUUGUUUAGAGCCUGUCUGAAAUGAUCCUCUUGCUUUAUGUGAUCUCUGCCAUUUUUGAAAAGUCCUUGUUGUUUUCAGAGCAAGUUCCCAGUGGAACACAUUUGACUCAUUUUCUUUGAUAAAUUAGUGUGGGUGGAAGGCUUAUUAUCACAUUUUGCCUGCAUUUGUCAAAUUUGUCCACAUUAGCGUGGCUGUGGCCUCGGUGGGCCUGCCAGGUUUUACAUGUCUCUGUGUUGCCCUGACAUCUUGUUCGUCCUCCUUCAGUGUGCAGGGGUCACACACACCUUCUGAUCUCCUGAGUGUUUCCAGCAGCUUCAUGUCUUGCCAGAUGGUGUGGAUGUUGUGCUGUAACCUGUACAGUAAUGUGUGUGUGUGACCUUUUGAGGAAUGAGUCCCAAAUCAGCUGUGUCUGUUACUGAAUUUAUACCAUGUCAGCAGCAUUUUUCACCGUUGUGUGUAUCGGAGUGCCUCAUGUGCUGUAACUACAGGUGGAGCGGCUGGAUGAGAGCUGCAUGAGUGUGUGUGGGUGGUGUGUGUGUGUGUGUGUGUGUGUGUGUGUGUGUCCUCGAGGAAGGCGAGACUCUCAUUCAAACAGGCGCCACUUAUUUAUUUAUUUAUUCUCAGACAACGACCCAUACUCCUUCCUCACUAUCACCAUGGCAACACACUUAAACUCUCUGCAUCUUUCAUUUCCUCCCGGGACAGCCACUCACUGUUCUGUCUUACUCCUUUCAUUUUCAGGCGCACUCGCUGAAAUCAUGAAUAAUUGACUGUGUACUGUACACUGAGAGUGGUGUCGAUCCGACAGCAGAACGACCUGCGGUUCAUCUGUCCGAUGUUUUCACAAUAAAAUAACACUGAAACUCCCAGUGCCUCCCACUGCUUAUUUCAUGUGUGGAUGUCAAUUAUGUAACAGAACAUAUACCAACUGUACAUCAGCACUUGAACACUCCAUACAGAACAAGAAUAAAGCCAUGAAUUCAGCUCACUUUCCAUAUUUGCCUUUGUGUUUCUGUUGGAAUGGAAGAUAACGGUGAUCAAACUCAAGAGGUUAUAAUACAAUUUACAGUUAGGGGAGGCCGGGGUUGUUUGGCACCGAGCUAUUUUUCUGGUCUGUGCUCAUCUACUAUGUUAAAAAAUUGGUCUGUGGAGUAAAUGUAUUAUAACACCAUGUUAGACAUAUGGGAAUGUGUUCAUUCUAGUUAAUAGACAUAGAAAUCAACUACAUUUUGAUACAAGUCUGUGAUGAGUGAUGGUAGCUGGCUAACAUAAUUUCAUCACAAAGUUUGGUCAAAUGUGAGCAGGGUUGGCUGGCACUAUGUUUUCUUUCAAACCAGUUUAAUAGUUUUCUUGUUUAUUAACUUGUAACUGUUAAUAUAUAUUUUUGUUGGGGUAUUUUGAGAGACUAUUUCUGAAAGAUUAAAAACAAUGUAUUGACAGUUGUUAAUAAUUAUUCAUUUGAAGGGUCAAAGACGGUUAAAAGUAAUGGCAACCCUACAGAGGAAUUGAAUAAUAAUGUUAAAAAUAGGCAGAUAUUCUUUUAAAUGUUCAUGUUUUGUGGUUCUUGUUUGAAUUAAAGGUUCAAAUUGUC
Molecule: messenger RNA, 9869 nt
Organism: Dicentrarchus labrax (European seabass)
Lineage: Eukaryota; Metazoa; Chordata; Actinopteri; Moronidae
Gene: chst11
Product: carbohydrate (chondroitin 4) sulfotransferase 11
Exons: 4
Coding region: 54-1370 (438 amino acids)
Biological process (GO): carbohydrate biosynthetic process; proteoglycan biosynthetic process
Cellular component (GO): membrane
Molecular function (GO): sulfotransferase activity
Source: RefSeq, a predicted model, not a curated record